AUGGAAGAUCCAUCGUCGAAUGAUAGCCUGUCCGAACUGUACCCACAGUGUGUGUCGCUUAGGAAGGAAUUGGAUUCUCUUCUCCGCACCAUAUCAUCGUCGCUGACAUUGCAAUCACCUAUACAUUCAGGAGGUCGAUCAUACGUUGGACCAUUAGGCCGGGAAGUUGCAAUAAAGGGCGCAGAGGCACCUUUUGGUGGCUGUGAUGGGCGCGGAAGUGGGGGCUCCUCGGCGGCGAAGCUUCAGCGUUUCUCAGCCCUCACGCGUCAAUUUUGCAUGCUUGUCCUGAGUUUGCAAGAUGCGCUCGCGUCGGCUAAGUCCAGCGGCAUAUCGCGAAAUAUGUACUCCAUUUGGGAGCGGAGGAUCCAAGACCUGGUUGCAGAUGCGGAGAGCUUCAGGAGAGAGGCAGAAGGCCGCAUGAACCUGGAACAGCAGCGGGUCCAGGAGGCGAUGCGUGACCGGAAGGCACUACUUGGUGACGCCGACCGCAGUAAGAGGUGGGGGGACAUGCGCCAUGCUGAGCUUAUGUACGCUAAAGAGAGGGACCGUCUGCAGGAAUCCCGUACAGUGCUGGAUUCGGUGCUGUCUCAAGGCUGGGGUAUUGUCGGGCAGCUCGUGUCUCAGAAUGCUUCACUCAAAAGUGCGCGGCGGAAGGUGCUCGAUAUGGCCAGUAGUGCGGGCGUUGCGUCAACCUUACUGGGAGCAGUUGGUCGAAGGCAGCAAGGUGACAAAUGGCUGGUGUAUGGUGGAAUGAUCCUAACCCUUGUCUUUUUUUUCGUAGUGUACAGACUGGUCCACCAUGGUAGCCUCUUCGGCUUUCCCAGCGCGGCUGAAGCGGAGGACGAGGCUACCAUAAGUGAGUUUGCGCAGUCCAAUUAG
Molecule: messenger RNA, 879 nt
Organism: Eimeria mitis
Lineage: Eukaryota; Apicomplexa; Conoidasida; Eucoccidiorida; Eimeriidae
Product: golgi SNARE protein, putative
Exons: 1
Coding region: 1-879 (292 amino acids)
Biological process (GO): vesicle fusion
Cellular component (GO): ER to Golgi transport vesicle membrane; endoplasmic reticulum membrane; SNARE complex
Molecular function (GO): SNARE binding; SNAP receptor activity
Source: RefSeq, a predicted model, not a curated record